Messenger RNA from Coccinella septempunctata (seven-spotted ladybird), 3851 nucleotides. RefSeq lists its product as uncharacterized. The transcript is spliced from 5 exons. Lineage: Eukaryota; Metazoa; Arthropoda; Insecta; Coleoptera; Coccinellidae. Bases 620 to 1912 code for a protein of 430 amino acids. Gene Ontology annotation, biological process: apoptotic process; regulation of apoptotic process. The record is from RefSeq and is a predicted model, not a curated record.
GAAGGUAAAAUCCAUUACAUUGAUUAUUUCGCAGAUAGUGGGAGUUGGAUGGAAGUUAAAAUAUUGUUUUGAUGUGGCACUGAAAGAAUCAGAAUAAAUUAUAUGAUUUUAACUUCCAGGACUUCUUCAAAGUUAUAUCUCUGAUGAUUUUGACACCAAAACUGUCUUGGAUUGAAUUCAAACUGCUUCCAUUGGAUCUCAGUGUCUGAGAAAGAUCACUGAGGCAACUCCAGCGGCGUCGUACGCAUCAUGUGCCUCAAAAAACGAGUCCUAGCCCCCGCCGAGCCCACUGAAGUUGUCGCAAGUGAAGCUGGUCGCGUAAGGAAGGCGGAGUCCUGCUGGGCGUGCGCGCAGCAACGGCAGGAGUGCGCGAUUCGGGCCGCCGCCGCACCUUCCUUCCGCCAACGCAAUCGAUCGCCUACUAUGCUAUGACAGUAGGUGGCGCGCUAGUCGGGCAGUUCGCAGGGUUGCUGUUUUGAGGGGUCAUCGCAGUUUGAUUGCAUUUUGGAUCAGAAUGGACGAAAAUAGGCGAAUGGGGCCUUCAAAACGUGAUGUUGUGGUGUAGUGCUAGUGUUUGUACGUGCGGCGCUGAGCUGGCCGCGUCAUAGAAGAUGCCGUGAUGGCAAGAGAGGAGUCCCGCGGAAAGAGACCCUUCAAAUUAUGGGACGGACGUCGUAGCGUUCGGAAGGGGUUGGUGGUGGGCAGUCUAGAUGAGCUAGUGCAGAGGGGCAGAGACAAGCUAGGCGUAUCGUUGGGGGAGCCUGUGAGGGUGGUGUUGGAGAGCGACGGCACCCAGGUGGAGGACGGGGAGUACUUCAGGACUCUGCCCGCCAACUCGGUGCUUCUUCUUCUCAGACCAGGCGAACGAUGGUUACCCGCCGGCGUGGAUGUCAUCAAAGCAGUAGCAAUCAGCGCAAUACCGAAAAUCGUUUGCGAAACGAUUCACGCACUCGAGCUGCACGAUGAGCAGCCCUCCUGGAAGAUCAUGGACAACAAGGGCCGGGUCACCGUCGUUUUGCACUGGGACCAACGAUCGGGUCCCUCCAGGGCUUCCUCGGAGGCGCCGUCACCCGCCCCCGGAAAAUUCUCUCCAAGUAAGCGACCGCCCCUCGUCAUCCAAACGUCUGCGGGCCAAAACGGCUCGUCUCCCAAAGGUCCGCAGCAGGUACGCUACGCGAGUCCCCAGAUCACUGUGAUAAACCACGACGACGUCAGAUCUGGGCACAGGCUGUCCAAGCAGAGCACGUCGCUGGAGGGCGCCACCAUACAUGUGCACACGCCCGAGUGUGCGCACCACGUGCACCUGCCGCGUGCCGGCAGCCCGCAGAGCAACGGCGUCGAGUGCGACUUCCACUGCUGCGCGCUGCACGAGGAGGGCAGGAAGAUAGCGGUUCAUAAGUCGGUGGCCACGUCGCCCAUACAGGACGCGCAGCAGCAGACAUCACCUCAACCUCCGACCUCAAGACACGUGCGUUUUUUAGACGUUGAAGGUGGCGGCCGUAACGGCGGGCAUGACAAGAACAAUGUGCAGUCCGAACACGAGAGUUCCGAGAGCGAGACCGAGAACACCGUGAUGGAGGACGAGGCCGUCACCUCAGAAAAGUUCCUGCUGUUAAUCGAUCAACUUAGUGUAGAACAGAAGCGUCACUUGAGCAUCAAAGAUAUCGGCAUAAUCCUAGAGAGACUCAGUUCGAAGAUCCUGGACGUUGAACGUUUAGACCGCGAAAGUGAAAGUGACGACUGUUACAACUGGACUAUCAAGGCCACCAUAAGGGGGGACGUGCUCAGGGAGCUGGGGGUGAUCUACAACGGCAACUACUACGCAAUAUCCGAACACCCCGGUUACAGGGAGGAGAACGAGGGGGUCGUGGAGGAGGUGGAGGAGGAGGAAGAGGAGGAGGAUCGGCUGUGAGAUAAACGACUGCCAUUUCCUUUGUCAUAAGCACAAAUCAAGACUAUAAUAAUUCAGGUGUGGUAUAUAUUUAUUCACAUAUCGCGUGAUGAAACUUUUCUGGCCUACGAUGGUCGAUUUUGAGUAUGCCUGACCCGAAAGUCUUGACUUACAACAAGUCCACCCGCCGCGCUACGGAGCAAGGUGCUAUACAGAACCAACAAGUUCGCCCCUAGAUGCCAAAACUCGCUCGUUGAGAUAUCUCUAAGGUGACGCCAUGGGGAUGGUCCCAACUUGUCGCCAAACAUUAAGGUCUUCCCAUAAUCGAGAAAGAACUGUGACAAUCGGGAGACGAUUAUUCGUAUAUUUCACUCACCCCACCACAUACAUACACACCUGUUUUAUGUAGGAUACUGUUGAAUCUGGACGUAAUUUGUUGAUGAUAACAAAACUGUUCGCUUUUAUGAUUGUUUGUUGUGUGCGUCUUGUAAUUCAUGAGACGCCGAAAGGACAGUGGUGAGUUAUGAGAAAAAAAAAAAAGUUCGGUGCGCGUCGCGCUGUUUCGUGAAACAAAGCGAUUUUUCACCUUUUCCUUAGCUAAUAGACGAUGGACUAUAACAAAUUGACAUUAAAUCAUAGGUGUGUUAUCACAAUGCUGAUCCAUUGGAGGAACAAGAUCUGGUAACACAAAAUUCACUCAUAUAUCUUCUGUUUUUCCUGACUGAAAUUUGCUGAGCAAAUUUCGCAUUAUGUUAGGUUUUAUAUCGAUAAUUCUUUUUACUAACUUCUUUUUAACAUGUAUUAUAACUCAAAGUUUUUUCGGGAACAAUCAAUUCGGAAUUUAUCCAGCAUUCAUCCAGCGGUGUGGAAAUCGAUUUGAAAUUAAAGUCAACCUCUAAUUCUACAAAAACUCCAAUAUAAUCAAUGAUAAUCAUUAACACACUGAUUAAAUCAUGUUGGGAUGAUAGACUAACCGUUGGCGACAUUUUCAUUUCGUGGAAUUUUUUUCAAUAUUAUGCAUUCUCUUCAACGAAGUUUCUUUUGAACCUUCGUCCGAUUUCAGCAGUUUUUUUUGGAACUUGAGCUUGAUUCCCUAGUAACUUUGUCAGUUCCCCUAAUUUACAAAAAAUAUUCCGCUCAAAUCAUCUCUCAAUAAGCCUCCACAUUAGGGAACAGAAUGUUGAUUUUCAUAUCACAAGGAUUAGUUUAUUAGACGUCAGAAAUGUCGUUGGCCGUUAGUCUACUGGUGUAAUUUUUCGAUAAACCCGCCCUCAAAAGCUUUGAAAAUGAUAUCUUGAACCAUAAUUUGUGGCCAAAAAAGAUGUGUGAUGACUUUCGCCUUUUCUUCCUUUCAGUGCCAAAACUUUAGAAAAUUUGUAUUUUUCGUAUAUCGUAACUGUACGAUAAGUUGCAAUAAUGAAUUUUGCAUUACCGUCUCAAUGCGCGGCGUUUUGUGAUUCUGAUGUCUUGUCAAUAACGAAGAAGAAGGCAGAAAGAAUAAUACCUUGACGUUGAUGAAAAAGCAAUUUCAAUCAAAUGAAAUAUUUAGAUGGAUGGAAAUAUACAAAGUUUAUAGCUUUAUCCUGACGGUGUGGUAUAGUAAGAUUUUUCCACAGAUUUAGGCGGUAAGGGAUUCUGUCAUUUAUGUCAAAUUACUGCCGAGCGCCGAGGGGUGGGGGAAGAUUGAAUCUUUCCUCAAAUCUCUGCGUCAGGUCAGAUUUAUCUAGGUAUAAGUUUGGUCCCUACUCUCCAUCCUGCUAUCUAUAGAUAGGAAACCGUUUUUGCCUUCACAACGUAAUAGCGACGAAAGCCAACUUCCAAAUUCACCUGAUUGGGAUCAAUCAAGUUCAAAGACAUCCCUUCUGACAGGAAACGUAUUGUAGGUUGACCCUUGAAACAGACACUCACGAGGUGUCAUUUACCGGGUGGCUUUAGAAAGGAGAAUGAGAUGAAACUCUCU